AUGCCUCUCAUCGGCACUUCAUUCGAUGCCCAUCCUGGGGCCUACUUCACAACCCUGGAAGAGCUGGAUACCUGGGCAAAUACACCCCACCGGAAGCAUGGCGUUCUCAUGUAUCACCCUCGACCAGUUUCGACAGACGAGCGAGCAAAGCUUCUGGUAUGCCACGACUACAAGGGUGGCUACAACGAAAGCCCAAUCGCACUGGGGUACACAUUUAAUUUUUGGUCUGCGGUCGAUACGUUCAUCUACUUUUCGCACCACCGAGUGACUGUCCCGCCGCCUGGCUGGAUAACUACGGCCCAUAGGCAAGGCGUGAAAAUGCUGGGAACUCUCAUCUUCGAAGGGAGCGGCGAAAAUGACUGUUUACGCCUUCUUGUAGGGCGUCUACCACAAUCCAAGUCCGGUCCCGCCAGUCAACCAACCGACUUCAGAUCCCUUCCCCUCUCACCCCACUAUGCUCGUGUACUCGCCAAUUUGGCCGACGAACGCGGUUUUGAUGGCUAUCUUCUCAACUUCGAGUGUCCUUUGCGGGGCGGGAUUGAACAGACCCGUUCAGUAGCCGCGUGGAUAACGCUACUCGUCUCAGAGCUCAAGAGCAAGAUUGGUGCGCAUGCAGAAGUCAUUUGGUAUGAUAGUGUUGUCGUCAACGGACAACUUGCCUGGCAGGACCGAUUAAACGGCUUUAAUCUCCCCUUCUUCCUGUCAUCCACCGGUUUCUUCACCAACUAUACGUGGCCACCCAGCCAUGUCACUCGAAUGAAACAAUACUUGACGACGGUGGCAUCGACAAGUCUAUCAGCGCAAGACAUCUACGUUGGGAUCGAUGUUUUCGGACGCGGCUCCCAUGGAGCAGGCGGGUUUGGCUCUUACAAAGCCCUAGAACACAUUUCUCCUGCUCAACUGAGUACCGCUUUUUUUGCGCCAGGAUGGACUUGGGAGAACACUCAAGAUGCUCCUUCGUUCACUUGGGAGUCGUGGUUCACUGACGAACGCAAAUUGUGGACAGGCUUACGCUCUGGAGAAAUUGUGGUUCUUCCUACCAUGCCGUCAAACCGGCCAGGCGAGCCAGCUUGUACUCAUGGGCCGUUCAUACCAAUUGCAUCAUUCUUUGAACAACGGGCGCCUCCUGACCCACUCCAUAUCCCAUUUCACUCAACAUUCUCUCCUGGAGUGGGACGGGGAUGGUGGGUCAAUGGCGUCCGCGUUUUCCAACGUGAGGGGUGGACCGAUGUUGACAAACAAACAAGCAUUGGCGACAUGGUUUGGCCGCUGCCUGCUGUUACAUGGGAAGGCUCUGAAGAGGAGGUCGGAACCGUUGUGUUGCCACUGGUGACUCCACAACUUACCCUCGAUGAUGCUUGGAAUGGUGGAAGCUCCUUGCGAUUUACUGUUACCGCUCCAGGAGAGGCAGGCGACGAUGCUGCAUUCCGCUGCAUAUGGGUACCAGUUCAGUCUGCGUCGAUCACACCCCAACAAUCGUAUGAAGCGACGCUUGUCUAUAAACUGGAAGUGGAGGACGCAAAUGUUGAUCUAGACAUUGCAUUAUCCGUCAAGAACCUUACCACUAGCUCCGGAUUGUUUGAGAUUGCGCCGCAAUCUGCAGACACAACGGAAAUGUCAGGAGGAUGGACCAGACUCCGUAUCCGUUUCGACCUCCCUUCUACUACUUCCGAGGUAGUGAAGGCUGCAUUAGGACUUGUCAUCUCCAUCGUUGCGGAAGACACCUCAGAAGCGCUCAACAUGUCCCUACUUCUCGGUCAAUUGAAUGUGUAUCCAACUUCACCACCGAUGCUACCUUCACAUACCCCGGUCGUGCUCUGGGCUGACUUCACCUCUGCAAAAUCACCCAACGCUCCUCUGGAUGGUUUAUUGUCAUGGGAGGUUGCAGCGACAUUUGCGCCGCUCUCUGGACUUUCGCUUACUGGAGCUGAAGACCCGUCCCCUGCCUGGCCGGUGACUUUCAACCCAUCCAGCUCACGAACAUGGUUCUCCCAAUUCAUGUACUUCAACAUCUACGCCAGUGCCGAUGACCAGCCUGCCCCUCAUAGUGCUCAAUGGAUCGGGACAUCUGAACUUGGGCAGUCGUUUUCUCUCCGCCAAAGUAAUCUCCCUCAGUCGUUUGCCGGUGCUCGGACUGUGACGUUUUAUGUCCAAGGCGUCGACGACAGGGGCAAAGUCUUGGCUUGGGACCACUGGUUGGCAGGCAAAUCCACCGGCAGCAUUCACUCGUUAUUCCCUAUGCCUGCGCCACUCAUCAUUGUCUCAUCACCCGCGCCGUCGUGCGACAUUGAUACCGUUCGCGCGAGCAACCCCAGCCCCAGCCGGGCCAACUUUUUCAUGCAUGCGGAGCAGGACGGGUCGACGGCAAUGUCAACAAACUACAACGCGAGCCACGAUGAAAACCGGGUGACAGACGCGUUCUACCACACCCACGCCAGGAAGGCCCUCCCGGCGGAUCUCGAAAGAGGCGCUCCGGGUUAUCCCGGCAGACGCGGGGUAUAUCGUUGGUUUGGCCGAGACGAGUUGAACGCGGAGCUGCCAGAGAAGGAUGUUGCGCAGGCUUACCGACCGCCCACUGGCUCGAAUAUGGAGCGAAGGGUCCAGAACGGAAGCUGGAUCGCCAUGUCUAUAUUGCUGCUGCUGAGCAUCUACUUUCUGAUAAUGCGGGACAUGUGA
Molecule: messenger RNA, 2676 nt
Organism: Mycena indigotica
Lineage: Eukaryota; Fungi; Basidiomycota; Agaricomycetes; Agaricales; Mycenaceae
Product: Glycoside hydrolase family 85 protein
Exons: 7
Coding region: 1-2676 (891 amino acids)
Biological process (GO): protein deglycosylation
Cellular component (GO): cytoplasm
Molecular function (GO): mannosyl-glycoprotein endo-beta-N-acetylglucosaminidase activity
Source: RefSeq, a predicted model, not a curated record